AUGUCGGAAGGCCAACUCGUGGAUAAGUUCAGAGAGCUCACUGGCGCUCCAGAAACUGUUGCCAGACACUUUCUGUCCCAGAACAACAACGAUCUAGAGGUGAAAUCAGAGCCUAAACGGGACCAUGGGCCGCAAAUCAAGUCAUUUUCGGAUAUAAAGACUCAAGACGACGACGACGAGGAUACCAAUUUGUUCACAGGGGGAGAGAAGUCGGGUCUGGAAGUGGAAAACCCUGAUAAGAACCCAUUGGGUCUUGUGGAGCAAUUGAUCAAGAAGGCCGAGCGAGAGGGAAGCGAGCCAGACCGCAGGCGCCCAAUUGAGUCCAAGAAGAGCAAAUUCACGGGAACAGGAUACAAACUAGGAUCAGUGGACAAGGCCGUGGAGUCACAGGUUAUCGAGGAUGCCAAACAGAAAGGCUUCAAAGUGCCUGAAAAGGUCACCAGAACCAUCACUUUCUGGAAGGAAGGGUUCCAGGUGGGCGACGGCCAGCUUUACAGAUAUGAUGACCCCGAGAACGCUGAUUAUUUAAGACAAUUGAACUCUGGACGCGCGCCGUUGAGUCUUUUGAAUGUGGAAAUGUUCCAGGAUGUUGACGUCACCGUGAUCAAGAAGAUGGACGAGUCGUACACCCCGCCGAAGCCGAAACAAGGUGGGUUUACUGGCCGCGGCCAGCGUCUGGGUUCUCCUGUUCCUGGCGAGCGGAUACCGGAACCAGUCAUUGCCGAAACAGCCCAGAAGAAGGAACAGCCUCCCGCAGAGGAUUUAGGAUCGGGAGAUGCCAAGGUUCAGAUCAGAAUGGCGGACGGAACACGUUUGAUCCACAUGUUCAACUCUAACGACAGUGUCAGCGCUGUUUUUGACUUUGUGAGCUCCCACACCGACUCCUCCCGUGAUUGGAAUCUUGCCUUUGCCUUCCCAAUGAAGGUCAUUGAACGGGACUCGAAAACCAUCAGGGAAGCUGGACUGAUCAACUCUGUUGUGGUGCAAAGAUGGAAGCAGUCGUGA
Ogataea haglerorum is the source of this 1005-nucleotide messenger RNA. RefSeq lists its product as uncharacterized. The transcript has 2 exons. The record is from RefSeq and is a predicted model, not a curated record. Gene Ontology annotation, cellular component: nucleus; cytosol. Gene Ontology annotation, molecular function: ubiquitin binding. Gene Ontology annotation, biological process: nuclear membrane reassembly; Golgi organization; membrane fusion. The coding region runs from base 1 to 1005 and encodes 334 amino acids. NCBI's taxonomy places the organism in Eukaryota, Fungi, Ascomycota, Pichiomycetes, Pichiales, Pichiaceae.